Plasmopara halstedii is the source of this 795-nucleotide messenger RNA. Its product is annotated as Domain of unknown function DUF4203. NCBI's taxonomy places the organism in Eukaryota, Oomycota, Peronosporomycetes, Peronosporales, Peronosporaceae. Gene Ontology annotation, cellular component: plasma membrane. The record is from RefSeq and is a predicted model, not a curated record. Bases 1 to 795 code for a protein of 264 amino acids. The transcript has a single exon.
AUGACUGCAUUUAAGCUGCAGCCGAUGCUGCUAUUACCCAUACUAGGACUUUUGGUGUCUAUUACCAGUGCAGACGAUGAUGACGAUAGCGAUAAUGUGUCUUUUCGUGGCUCCUCAUCAAGCGAAGGCAUUGUCAAUGGCAUAUCGGACUCUAUUCAAGUUGGCCCUAGCGUUGCUGCCGUCAUUGCGAUCAUCGUUGGUGCUGCUAUGACCACGUGUGGCUACAAACUUUUGCGUCCCACUAUGUUUGCUUGUGGCUUUCUCGUGGGUGGGUUUUUCGUCUCAGCCAUCGUAUUGUACAUUGUAGAUGGCAAGUCUUACGAGCGCACGGCCUUCUGGAUUGCAUUUCUCAUUGGUGGUCUCAUUGUUGGGUCUCUUGUGGUGUUCAUUUACAAUGCGGGAGUGUUUCUCAUUGGUGCAGCUGGUGGUGUUUUCUUGGCCACAAUCUUCAAUGCAUCGUUUGGUUACCAUAUGUACCCGAAUGACCCAACUACAGGAUUGCUGAUUUUGGCGAUUGUGUUCGGUAUUAUAUGUGGUCUUGUGGCAUUCAAGGUCGAACGUCUUGCGAUUAUUGCGGCCACGGCGUUGGUUGGAGCGGUUGUGCUUGUCAAUGGUGUCGGAUACUUCAUUGGAGACUUUCCACGGCUCGGGGCCAUUGACGAUUAUCGCCACAAAGAUCAAAAGGGUGACUAUGUGUACGAUAUUCCGCAAGCGUGGUGGGGUUAUCUUGCAGCAAUGUUUGUAGUGUUUGUCUUGGGUCUAUUCAUUCAGAUCAAGAAGACUGGACGCAGUUAA